AUGAGUGACACACACACACACACACACACACACACACACACAUGUCCUAGCUUGUCGUGUUGUUUCCUCAUCAGUCUCAUCAUGGACGUCCGGUGGGUCUGCAGCACUUUGAGUCUGCUGAUAUCUGUGAUAGGAGCGGCGCUCGGCUCCGUGGACGACGGCUGGUACACGAAGGUGCAGGCGGAGGUCCGGGUGGUUGAGGGCUACCCGGUGGUGCUGCCCUGCACCUUCAGCCACCCGCAGCACUCCCAGCAUGCAUCGUUGCAGGUGCUGUGGCGUCUGGGCCACGGUCAGGGCGCCACCGUCCUGUACCGCUGCACCAGCGGGUCGGGGUCUCCGACCUGCGACCCGGGGCCGCAGCAGGACCGGCGUUACCGGCUGGAGGGGAACCCGAGGGAGCACGACGUCUCGCUGAGGAUCAGCGGCGCCGCCCUGCAGGACAGCGGACGCUACUUCUGCCGGGUCGAGGUCCAGGGACGAGACCACAUCAGCUUUGAGGACAAGAUGGGGACACGGCUCAGAGUUGAGGCUCCUCCUAGGAUCCUUGCUCUGUCGGUGGAGGGCAGUGAGGAGUCCGGGUUCAGAGCUCUGUGUCGGGUCCAGGGUUCCCCACUUCCGGAUGUCCAGUGGCUCGGCCCUGACGACCUUCUGGAGGGUUCCCUGAUCGGUUCCCCGGUGGGUUCCUCAGUGGGUUCCUCGGCGGUUCACUUCCAAACCGUCAGCCAGCUGAGGGACGUGGAACCGGGUCGGCGCUACAUCUGCAGCGCCUCCAACCCGCUGGGCAAAGAGCAGGCGGCGCUGUAUGUCCUGCAGCCCCGGCCCCCGCUGCAUGUGGGCGGGGCCUCGCCUCCUCUCCUGCUCCUCCUGUCCUUGUCUCUGGGGGCCAAGCUCCUCCUCCUGGUGGGGGUCGGGCUGUGGAUGGUGCAGGGAGGAGCUCUGCAGGGAGUCGGCUGCUGGUGGAAGUAA
Molecule: messenger RNA, 966 nt
Organism: Anoplopoma fimbria (sablefish)
Lineage: Eukaryota; Metazoa; Chordata; Actinopteri; Perciformes; Anoplopomatidae
Product: sialic acid-binding Ig-like lectin 15
Exons: 4
Coding region: 1-966 (321 amino acids)
Biological process (GO): regulation of osteoclast development; regulation of bone resorption; regulation of actin cytoskeleton organization
Cellular component (GO): plasma membrane
Source: RefSeq, a predicted model, not a curated record